This is a messenger RNA of Colletotrichum spaethianum, 1767 nucleotides long. RefSeq names its product protein phosphatase 2C 1. Gene Ontology annotation, biological process: protein dephosphorylation. The record is from RefSeq and is a predicted model, not a curated record. NCBI's taxonomy places the organism in Eukaryota, Fungi, Ascomycota, Sordariomycetes, Glomerellales, Glomerellaceae. The coding region runs from base 1 to 1767 and encodes 588 amino acids. The transcript is spliced from 2 exons. Gene Ontology annotation, molecular function: protein serine/threonine phosphatase activity; cation binding.
AUGUUCGGCGGCGGCUCUAGUUCGGCUGCGUCCAAGGCGGAGAGCGACCCGAAAGAAGAUCGAAAGUCGCCUUCGCCCGAGUCUGACAAGGGCUCCACGGCCGCGAUCAAGUCAUCCGACCAGGCCGCCAGCGGCGACAAGCGGAGUGGGAACAGCAGUCCUCCGGGCCGCCAGCAGGAUGGUGCUGUGGAUAAGAAGCGCCGUGCCAGCGGGGUCCAGAGCAAGGCCGCCGGCCUGCUGGCUCACGCCAAGAAUACCCUGAACUUUUCUCAGGUCGGCCGAACCAGCUCGGAUAUGAGUUCGCAGACACCUCUGCAGAAGUUGGGCAAGCAGGACCCUGCCCUCGCAGUGCCGCAGGGCCAACAUAACAACUCUGCCGGCGAUUCCAUUCCCGGCCCGCGUUCGACAUUCCGGGUCGGUGUCUGGGAGGACAGAAACAAGAAGUGCCGUCGUACCAUGGAGGAUACUCAUGCUUUCCUCUACAACUUUCUGCACACUCCAGCCCCUGCUCUCGAGGGCAAGAAGAACGAAUCGGCGACCGACGAGAAGGAUGCGCCUGCUCAGGACAUGAUCGAGACCGACAACGGCUACUUUGCCAUCUUUGACGGUCAUGCCGGUACAUUCGCUGCCGAUUGGUGUGGAAAGAAGCUGCAUCUUAUCCUGGAGGACAUCAUUCGAAAGAACCCAAACGGUCCCAUCCCCGAACUCCUCGACCAGACCUUCACCUCAGUCGAUGCGCAGCUAGAGAAGCUUCCUCUUAAGAACAGUGGAUGCACCGCAGCCGUCGCCGUGUUACGUUGGGAGGAUCGGGUGCCCAGUGACCGCUCCGCGACUGGCUCCCAGGCCAUUGCGCCGGCCACUGCGGCAGCCACCAAGGCUGCCAAAUUGACGUCAGAAGAAGUCACAGACGAGAAGGCGACAUCUACGAGCGGCCCCGAGGCCGCGCACGCCAAGCUGAAGAGUUCGGCGAGCCGCCAGCGUGUUCUUUACACGGCCAAUGUCGGAGACGCCCGCAUCAUUCUCUGCCGGUCUGGCAAAGCCCUCCGCCUUUCGUACGAUCACAAGGGUAGCGAUGAGAACGAAGGGAAACGGAUAGCGAAUGCGGGUGGUUUGAUACUCAACAACCGCGUCAACGGUGUUCUGGCUGUGACCAGAGCCCUCGGUGACACCUAUAUGAAGGAUUUGGUCACUGGGCAUCCGUACACAACUGAAACCGUUAUCCAACCCGAGAGUGACGAGUUCAUCAUCAUAGCCUGUGAUGGACUCUGGGACGUUUGCUCCGAUCAAGACGCCGUUGACCUCGUUCGCAACGUCGAGGAUCCGGUUGAGGCCUCGAAACUCCUCGUCGAUCAUGCGUUGAAUCGCUUCAGCACGGACAACUUGUCCUGUAUGAUUGUCCGGUUGGACAAGGAGGCGCUGCUAGAAAGUCAAAAUGACAAGGAGAACGCCAUUGGCGUGGAGCGCCCUCCGGCCAACCCAGCCAAGGUUAGCGAGGCUGAAAAGAUCAUCCGGGAGACGAAGCAGAAGAUUGCCGAAGGCGGCGCGCUGGCCGUCGGUGUUUCGGCCAGCAACAGUGGCCGUGGUCACGAUCCCGCGUCAAUUGACAACGGAGACUUCAAGCCGACCACUCUGGACGGAACUCUCGAGGAGGAGCCGGGUCCGAUUGACGAGGGCGACUCGCCGGAGGUUGCCCCUGAUACGGCCCCUGCUGUUCUUCCCGCAGACGUAGAGCAAACUGACGCUGCGGCGUCCAAGAAAAGUUCCUAG